CACCUAUUUGCAUGUGGCUGCAGUGUUUAUAGCAACAGCAGCGGAGUAAUUUCGUUACCAAAGGAAACCACACAAAAAAAGCUAAUUUGAGUUCCAGAACUCAUUGAAUUUCUCUUUUUUUUUCCUCGUUCACUAUCAUCUUUAGCAACCAUGCUGAACGCCUUUGUUCAAUCAAUCACGAGACCAUCCGAACUGCAGGCUCUGUUUUCAUACAAAUUUGCGCCAAAGACCGAAAACAUUCGUCGCCAUCGACAAAACCUCACCAAAGAUGAAAAUAAGAAACGGUGCUACGACUUUUUGAACAUGACAUCGCGUAGUUUUGCUGCAGUCAUCCAGGAACUGGACGAUCAAUUGCGAGAUGCUGUGUGCUUGUUUUAUUUGGUGCUGCGUGGUUUGGAUACAAUUGAGGAUGACAUGACAUUGCCGUUGGAUCGUAAAGUGGAGUUGUUGCGUUCGUUCGAUAAGGUUAUAUAUCAGCGUGGAUGGACAUUCAACGAGAACGGACCCAAUGAAAAGGACAGAGAACUGCUGGUCAAAUUCGACGUUGUGAUCGACGAAUUCUUAAAACUCAAUCCCAAGUUCCAACAAGUGAUUGCCGAUAUUGCCCGAAAGAUGGGCAACGGCAUGGCCGACUAUGCUACGGGCGAACACCGCGAAAACACAUCCGUUGCCACGAUCGCCGAUUUCGAUCUCUACUGCCAUUAUGUCGCUGGUCUCGUCGGCCACGGUCUUUCAGAUCUCUUUUCUGCAUCUUCUCUGGAAGCGCCCUCUGUCGCAGCCAACACGACACUUUCCAACAACAUGGGUCUGUUUUUGCAAAAGACCAACAUUAUCCGGGAUUAUCGAGAAGAUCUGGAAGAAGGACGCCAGUUCUGGCCUCGCGAGAUCUGGGGCGACUAUGCAGACGAUUUUGCCGAUUUUAUCAAGCCGGAGCACACGGAUAAGGCCCGUGCGUGUUUGAAUGCCAUGGUUUUGAACGUGUUGGAUCUUGUACCGGAUGUCUUGACGUACAUGGCGCAGCUUCGUAACCAAUCUGUAUUUAACUUUUGCGCCAUCCCCCAAGUCAUGGCGAUUGCUACCCUCGCUCUCGUAUUUAACAACAUGGACGUCUAUCAACGCAAUAUCAAGAUCCGCAAAGGCGAGGCGGUGGAAUUGAUUUUGGCUGCUACAAGCAUGGAUAAUGUCGUUUCAGUUUUCCGUCACUAUGUCCAUGAGAUAUCCAAAAAGAAUGACGCUCGCGACCCUAACUUUUUGGCCGUUUCCAUGGCAAUUGGCAAGAUUGAACAGUGGAUUACCACCAACAUUCCUGCUUCAAGCACAAAGGUACAACGAGCAAACUCAUCGUACUUGUCACCUAUUCUUGUGUGUAUCAUUGCCGUGGUCGCCUUGAUUCUUUAUCAAAGCAUGCUCAGCUAGAAAGUAAAUUUGAACGAUUGAAAGAGAAAGACAAGACCUAUUUUCUAUUACAUAUAUAAAAAUUUCUAGAACAAAAUACCCGUUGAAACGCUAAUAAAAAAUAAUCUCUUCUGUUUUAAUAAGAAAAUUAUU
Messenger RNA from Zychaea mexicana, 1548 nucleotides. Its product is annotated as farnesyl-diphosphate farnesyltransferase. The transcript is spliced from 5 exons. Gene Ontology annotation, molecular function: squalene synthase [NAD(P)H] activity. The record is from RefSeq and is a predicted model, not a curated record. Gene Ontology annotation, biological process: farnesyl diphosphate metabolic process; ergosterol biosynthetic process. NCBI's taxonomy places the organism in Eukaryota, Fungi, Mucoromycota, Mucoromycetes, Mucorales, Lichtheimiaceae. Bases 151 to 1416 code for a protein of 421 amino acids. Gene Ontology annotation, cellular component: endoplasmic reticulum membrane.